This is a messenger RNA of Pezoporus flaviventris, 1706 nucleotides long. RefSeq names its product RAB28, member RAS oncogene family (gene RAB28). The transcript has 9 exons. Bases 296 to 1027 code for a protein of 243 amino acids. Lineage: Eukaryota; Metazoa; Chordata; Aves; Psittaciformes; Psittacidae. The record is from RefSeq and is a predicted model, not a curated record. Gene Ontology annotation, molecular function: GTPase activity; GTP binding. Gene Ontology annotation, cellular component: endosome; Golgi apparatus.
GUGAGGGCUUCGCGGGUGCCUCCUCCUUGCGCCCGUACCGGCUGUUGGACUUGUUGCUAUAGCUCUCGCCUGCGAGCUACCCUCUCCCCCCUUCUCUCUGGUCUCUCGUUGGUUUCGUCCCGUGCGGGCCAUAGCGACGGUGGUGCGCUGAGGGAAGAUGGCGGUUUCGGCCUUUGCAGUGUUGCCGGCUCUGUGAGCGCGGCGCUCCUUUCCCCCUUCCCCUCCUAGCUGUCGCACCCCGUUCCUCCCGGCUGCCCUCCGCCUCUUCUCCUUCCCCGUCGGGGGCGUAGGGAUCAUGUCGGAGUCGGAGGAGGAGGAGAGUCCGGACCACCAGCUCAAGCUAGUGGUGCUUGGGGACGGGACCACUGGCAAGGAUUUUACUCAAAGAAUCAUCAUUGGUGGGGUUUUCUCUACAAGUUUUUUUGCUGUCCUGACAUCCUUAGCUACACGUUUUGCUCAAGAAACAUUUGGAAAACAGUACAGACAAACCAUAGGAUUGGACUUCUUCUUGAAGAGGAUAAUAUUGCCAGGAAAUUUGAAUGUUACUCUUCAAGUGUGGGAUGUAGGGGGACAAACGAUAGGAGGCAAAAUGCUGGACAAAUAUAUUUAUGGAGCUCAGGCUGUUCUCUUGGUUUAUGAUAUUACCAAUGGCCAGAGUUUUGAAAAUUUAGAAGACUGGUAUAAUGCAGUAAAAAAAGUGAAUGAAGAAUCAGAAACACAGCCACUUGUGGCCUUGGUUGGAAAUAAAAUUGACUUGGAGCAUAUGCGUGCAGUGAAAGUUGACAAGCACCAGCGAUUUUGUCAGGAAAACAAUUUCAGUAGCCAUUUCGUGUCAGCCAAGACAGGAGAUUCUGUCUUCUUGUGUUUUCAGAGAAUUGCUGCUGACAUACUUGGCAUCAAACUAAACAAAGCAGAGUUGGAGCAGUCACAGCAUGUUGUCAGGGCAGAACUAGUGAAAUAUCCUGAAGAAGAUAGUCAACAUCACAACACUUCCAACUGCCAGAGCAAAGUCUGCUCAAUGCAGUAGUUCAGAGGGUGGUGAAAGCAGAUAUUGUCAACUACAGUCAGGAGCCUGUGACAAGAACCAUUAAUCCUCCUAGAAGCUCAAUGUGUGCAGUGCAGUAACUGUGCUAUUCUCUGUUUCGAUACCUUCGGUGGUUGUCCUACCUUGACACAGGCUCUGGGUUUACCAGGAGCUUUAACAGUGACUGUCGCAGCAAUGCAGUUAGAGGCUUCACAAAUGUGUUACACCACUGUACGCUGAGAAGCAGCAGGCAGGCAGUUUUUAUACUGGCUGAAAUUCAAACCUGAGACCACACACUUUGAAAAAUUAAAGUCUCUAUUCUUUUAAAUUAUAUUUAAAUAAAACAGUAUAACUGUGUUUAUAUAUUUCUUCUGAUCUAUUUGACUGGAAUAAAAAUGGAUGAAGAAGUCUGGCAUUCAAAAUACUUUAAAGACAUCAUCAUGGAAGGGUAUUUUGCCAAAGCAUUUUUAAAAUUUUUCCUUUUCUUUCUCCUGUGAUCUGAACUAACACUCAGUGAAAUGUAACUUGGAAAAGCUAUUGCUGGAAUAAUUUCCAGCACAUAAUGUAUUUUAUGUAGGGGUAAUUUGGGAAGUAUUCCAUUAAUAUAUGUACAUAGUGCAAAAUGUAUAAAUUAUAUCCACUAAGACACAGUGCUUGAAAUAAAGCUGUAAUUAUAAAAACA